Messenger RNA from Dipodomys spectabilis (banner-tailed kangaroo rat), 2165 nucleotides. RefSeq names its product acid sensing ion channel subunit 1 (gene Asic1). The coding region runs from base 567 to 2147 and encodes 526 amino acids. NCBI's taxonomy places the organism in Eukaryota, Metazoa, Chordata, Mammalia, Rodentia, Heteromyidae. The transcript is spliced from 12 exons. The record is from RefSeq and is a predicted model, not a curated record. Gene Ontology annotation, biological process: sodium ion transmembrane transport. Gene Ontology annotation, cellular component: membrane.
CACACAUACAAGCCAUUGGGCCACACAGGCAGUGGGGAGACGGGCUCCGGAACCCGAGCGAGGCAGCGCUGCCGAGAGCGGCUGGGAAGAGGGGGAGAGCCAGCGGGGAGGGGAGCCCUGGGUUCCGCUCCCGGGGCCGGGGACCCCGCGCGCACACCGGGCCCGGAGACACCCUCGCAGACACUCGUAGGCGCGCACGCGCACCCUCUCCUCUCCUCCUCCCCUCCUGCCGCCACCCGGCCGGACGAUGGAUCCCUGCAGAUCCCGGGGCUGAAGGCACCGAGCACCGCGCACCGCGCACGGAGCCCCGGGCGGACGAGCCGAGCCGAGCCAGCGAGCGCGCGCAGGCGGGCGGGCGGGCGGCGGAGCGAGCCGAGGCGGGCCGGGCCGGGCCGGCCGCUCCCUGCAGGGCUCUGCGCGGCGUGUGCCGCGGCGGCCGCGGGCUCCGGCUUCGGGCCAUGAGCCCCUCCGCGGCUCGGCGCUGAGCCCACGAACGGCCCCGCGCCCCACGACCUGCUACCGGCUGCCUGCUUCCCGAAGCCCCCCUCAGGAUCCCCUCGGCAAGGAUGGAACUGAAGGCCGAGGAGGAGGAAGUGGGUGGUGUCCAGCCCGUGAGCAUCCAGGCCUUUGCCAGCAGCUCUACCCUGCACGGCCUGGCCCACAUCUUCUCCUAUGAGAGGCUGUCUCUGAAGCGGGCCCUGUGGGCCCUGUGCUUUCUGGGCUCGCUGGCCGUGCUGCUGUGUGUGUGUACCGAGCGUGUGCAAUACUACUUCCACUACCAUCAUGUCACCAAGCUCGAUGAAGUGGCUGCCUCCCAGCUCACCUUCCCUGCCGUCACGCUGUGCAACCUCAAUGAGUUCCGCUUUAGCCAAGUCUCCAAGAAUGACCUGUACCAUGCUGGUGAACUGCUGGCCCUGCUGAACAACAGGUAUGAGAUACCUGACACACAGAUGGCUGAUGAAAAGCAGCUGGAGAUAUUGCAGGACAAGGCCAACUUCCGCAGCUUCAAACCCAAGCCUUUCAACAUGCGUGAGUUCUAUGACCGAGCUGGUCAUGACAUUCGUGACAUGCUGCUCUCCUGCCAUUUCCGAGGGGAGGUCUGCAGCGCUGAAGACUUCAAGGUGGUCUUCACACGGUAUGGAAAGUGCUACACAUUCAACUCAGGCCGAGAUGGGCGGCCUCGGCUGAAGACCAUGAAGGGUGGGACUGGCAAUGGGUUGGAGAUCAUGCUGGACAUCCAGCAGGAUGAGUACCUGCCCGUGUGGGGGGAGACUGACGAGACGUCCUUCGAAGCGGGCAUCAAAGUACAGAUCCACAGUCAAGAUGAACCUCCUUUUAUCGACCAGCUGGGCUUUGGUGUGGCCCCAGGCUUUCAAACCUUUGUGUCCUGCCAGGAGCAGCGGCUCAUCUACCUACCCCCGCCCUGGGGCACCUGCAAAGCUGUUACCAUGGACUCGGAUUUCUUCGACUCCUACAGCAUCACCGCCUGCCGCAUCGACUGUGAGACUCGGUACCUGGUGGAGAACUGCAACUGCCGGAUGGUGCACAUGCCAGGGGACGCCCCAUACUGCACUCCAGAGCAGUACAAAGAGUGUGCAGAUCCUGCCCUGGACUUCCUGGUGGAGAAGGACCAAGAAUACUGCGUGUGUGAAAUGCCUUGCAACCUGACCCGCUAUAGCAAGGAGCUGUCCAUGGUCAAGAUCCCCAGCAAAGCCUCCGCCAAGUACCUGGCCAAGAAGUUUAACAAGUCUGAGCAGUACAUAGGGGAGAACAUUCUGGUGCUGGAUAUUUUCUUUGAAGUCCUCAACUAUGAGACCAUUGAGCAGAAGAAAGCCUAUGAGAUUGCAGGGCUCCUGGGUGAUAUUGGGGGCCAGAUGGGGCUAUUCAUCGGAGCCAGUAUCCUCACUGUGCUGGAGCUCUUUGACUAUGCCUAUGAGGUAAUUAAGCACAAGCUGUGCAGAAGAGGCAAAUGCCAGAAAGAGGCCAAGAGGAGCAGCGCAGACAAAGGCGUGGCCCUCAGCCUGGAUGACGUCAAAAGACAUAACCCCUGCGAGAGCCUCCGGGGCCAUCCGGCCGGGAUGACGUAUGCUGCCAACAUCCUACCUCACCAUCCGGCCCGAGGCACAUUUGAGGACUUUACUUGCUGAGUCCCGCAGGCCACUGUA